AUGUCAUCUAUUUUACAAUACUGCUUUCGUGAUAAUUAUGAGUAAGUUUCCUAAGUAAAAAAGGAUGAAAAAUAGUUUUUAAAAAAAAGUUUUCCUAAUUAGUUAAUUAAUUAAUUAAUUAAUGAUAUUGAUUUUUUAGUAGUGGAUCUGGUGUCGAAAAGAAGACCGUCGCAAUCACUGACAACAAUCAAGAUCAGUAAGUUUCUCUAAGUUCGUUUUUGAAAAUAUAUACAUAUUUUUAAAAUUCCAGACCACCUUAUGAUGUCGUUUUCAAGUGGUCCCAAUCUUUUGAAUUUUUGAUGGAUAACAAACGUGAGAUUAAAAAAUCUUGAUUUUUUUUCUGAAAAUAAAAAAAAUUUUCGAUUUUCAGAAGGACAGAAAUAUUUCGCCGAAUUUUUGAAGGGCGAAUAUUCGGAUGAGAAUAUUCUUUUCUGGCAAGCUUGUCAGGAAUUGAAGAGGGAGAAGAAUGGAGAGAAAAUUGAGGAAAAGGUGAGGAUAGGAUUACUGUAGUUGAAAAAUGUGAGAUGUGUGUAAUUUUGCGUCGCGGUGUGUGUGUAUUCCAGAGGUUCCCGCGCUUUUCAAAGAUUUAAAAAAUUUAGAUCUUGAAGAAGAGGUUAAGGAGAGCUAUAGGAUUACUGUAGUUGAAAAAUGUGAGAUGUGUGUAAUUUUGCGUCGCGGUGUGUGUGUAUUCCAGAGGUUCCCGCGCUUUUCAAAGAUUUAAAAAAAUUAGGAGAAGGUGAGGACCAGGGAUUACGGUAGAUCUUGAAGAAGAGGUUAAGGGCACCCUUAGGACUUACUGUAGUUGAAAAACCGUUGCGAGACCACACAGAAAGCUUUUUACCAGUUUCUAGAAAAAUAUUCCAAAAUUUUUUAUUUUAUCUCAAUUCCCCGAACUUCUUCUAAAUCACCUGAUAUGAUUUAUGAAUAUUUUGAUAUUAUUUCACCAGGUGUUUUUUCCGAAUAAUUUUUUAUGCGAUCAACGUCACACGAAAUCUAAUAAUCAGCUGUAUUUAUUACGUAAAUAAUCGGCGAAAAUAAUUUUUUUUCCUUUUUCGUGUGAAAAUGUAUCUACAAAUUGGAUUUGCGUGCGCAAAAUAAAAUUAAAAAAAACAGACAUGUGGUGAUUAAUUUUUCUCAAAAAAAAAUCACGAGACGAGACUUUCACGCUUCUUGCGCAAAUUCAAAAGUGCAAGAACUUUUUUAAAAUUUUCAAAUGAAAAAAAAAAUCAAUUUUUCCCAGGCUCGAAUCAUCUACGAAGAUUUCAUCUCAAUUUUGUCACCAAAAGAAGUCUCACUGGAUUCUCGAGUUCGUGAAAUCGUAAACUCAAACAUGAGUCGACCAUCGGCCACAACAUUCGACGAGGCACAAAAUCAAAUAUUCACAUUGAUGCAAAGAGAUAGUUAUCCAAGAUUUUUGGCGUCGAAUAUGUAUCGGAAAAUGAUUGAUAAUCAUGGAAUGAUAGAAGAAGUCUAA
Caenorhabditis angaria is the source of this 1474-nucleotide messenger RNA. The record is from the annotation of a GenBank genome assembly. NCBI's taxonomy places the organism in Eukaryota, Metazoa, Nematoda, Chromadorea, Rhabditida, Rhabditidae.